Drosophila subpulchrella is the source of this 2847-nucleotide messenger RNA. RefSeq lists its product as uncharacterized. The record is from RefSeq and is a predicted model, not a curated record. The transcript is spliced from 7 exons. Lineage: Eukaryota; Metazoa; Arthropoda; Insecta; Diptera; Drosophilidae. Gene Ontology annotation, biological process: transmembrane transport; monocarboxylic acid transport. Gene Ontology annotation, molecular function: monocarboxylic acid transmembrane transporter activity. Bases 55 to 2658 code for a protein of 867 amino acids.
GACGCAGAGAGAUUUGUGAAAGAUGUCAGGAACACGCUGCGACAGAGUCGAAAAAUGAGCAGGAAUCGUAGGCGGAGCUUACCCAGCAGCUCGGUGCCAUCAGAUGAAGACCAGACCACCCCUGCAGUGCAAAAGGGAAGUAGCCAGACCACACUCAGGUCCAGAUCCUUGUCCAGGCAGGAUCUGUUGGUGCAAGCCUCGUCCAUAUACGAGAAUGAAACGCAGACAGAUCUACCGCAGAUGGUCGAUGUGGCAGUGGGGACCAGUGCAAGGACUCCUAGUUCGAUAAUCCUCGAUUGGAGCACUUCAAGGACGUCUCUCAGACGGUCUCACUGGAAUACAGGAGACCUGCCUCUCAGAACUUUUCCCCACAUCCUUGUGGAGGCUCCAGAAGGUGAUGAGCCUAAAGAUACCAACCCACCGGCCUCCGCCCCCCUUGAACCGAUCUCCGAAGUGCCGUAUGUGGAACCCACUUUUGAGAAACCUCUCUCUUUCAUUGAAAGACCUCCUUCUGUUAAACGGACCCCCGCAUCUAUAGAACCCGAUCGGAACUCUUCAGAUUCAUCUGUUCCGUCCAGCUUUGCUCAGUCUACCAUUGCCCAAGAAUCUAGAUUAAAGUUCGUGUCUGUCGUAUCCGUGGAGAGUGUGACCUCAAUCAGUGCCACGGAACAAUAUGAUAGGGAGGAGCCGCUCAUUACCAAAACGCAAAAGUUCUUUAAAAAAAGAGCCCCCUUGGUCCCGAGAUACGAUUCGGAGGACUCGUACGUCAUUGACAAGGACGUUAUCCAGCAGGACGCGUCCGUGUCCGCGACCAGUGCGGGUUAUCCUUUGGCUGACACCGAGUCACCCGGGUCAUUCAGCGAAUACGACGAGGAUAGGCGGAAGAACAGUGUAUUGUUCGACUCGAUAAGUGAUGAUUCCAAGGAGUCCUUCGACCUGAUCCGCGGCGGAAGACGUCUGGGCUCUGGUAUGGUUUUUAUCUAUAUGGUGAUUCCACCAGACGGCGGCUUCGGCUGGGUGAUAAUGGUGCUCUCCUUUCUCGCCCAGCUGAUCAUCGACGGCCUUAUCUUCACCAUUGGCACCCUGUUGCCGUUUAUAGCCAAGGAUCUGGACGCCAAAAUGACGGAGGUACUUUUCGUGGCCAGUGUCCAGAUUGGAUUCUACUUCACGAGCGGUAUAUUUGGUGCCAUUAUGAUCAAUCGCUUUGGUUUCCGCAAGGUGGCCAUCGCCGGGGUCCUAUCCUCCUCAUCCAUGGUCUUGAUCGCCAGCUUCAGCGUCAACCUGGUCAUGCUGAUAUGCUUUUACAGCGUCCUUGGUGGCAUCUGCAUGAGCAUGAUCUGGGCGAGUUCCCAGCUGAUCGUGGGGUACUACUUCGAGCGGUAUCGUCCGAUGGCCACUGGAUUCUCCUGCAGCGGCGGCGGCGUUGGAAUAGUAGUGUUCACAUUCCUCAACGGCUGGCUGGUGCCGAUUAUCGGAUGGAGGAACAUGCUCCGCACGCAGUCGGCGCUGAUCAUGUUGAUCCUGCUGAUUGCCAUUACCUACGUGGAGGUGGCUCCCACUCAGGUGGGCCUGUACCACCAUCCCGACCUUUUGGAGUCCAGUUCGGAGGAGUACUACGGCAACUUCUAUGUGCAGGACUACUUGCGUAUGUCCACCCAGACGGCAACAAGUCGGAGUGUCCUUAGCACGUAUGAGCCGGAGGAAAAGAAGCGUGGGUGCGCCAAAUUCUGUCCCUGCUGCGCCAAGUGUUGUGAGAAGAAGCGGAAGAAGGCGGAGACCGAGGAGGAGCGUAAUCUGCUCAUCCGUCCAGCGCCCAUGGAGCGGGAUGAUCUCUUCUACACGGGUCCCGCCGAAUACGAACAGCCUCACAGCAAAGAGCACCUCGAGGGCAAGGAGAUCCACCUCCACAAGAAUACCCAGCAGGUAAACUACGGCAUUAAAACAAUUCAUGUAGACGAUAAGGAUGAACCGUCUACUUCCAGAGUCAGUCAUAGAAGAUGGGCUAAGGGACCUGAAACGCCAAAGAAGAAGCAGGGCCGAUGUAUGGCCACCCUGGUAAAGCUCUUCGAUUACCAUCUGCUGAAAAGGUUCGAGUUCCAGGUGCUGGUGGCCUCAGCCUUUCUGUAUCCGCUGGGUUUUAACAUACCCUACGUUUACUCGUUCGCACGUACCACUAUUCCCAUGGAAUAUGGGCGUUUAAUAGGACCCACCAUCGGGAUUACCAACGUUAUACUGCGGAACGUUUGUGGGUUUCUGGCCUAUAAGCGGCGUGAUUGGACCACAGGCAUAUGUGGAGCCGGCAUGGUUUACGGCGGAUGUGCCGUCUUUAUCAGUGCCUUCUAUGGUCAGGACUUGAUUUGGUUCCAGUUCCUCUACGGCAUUUCCUAUGGGGUCGCUCCAGCUGUAUUCGCCACCCUGCGAGGACUUAUAUAUGUGAAAUAUCUGGGCUUGGCAAAGCUGACCAAUGCCUUUGGGAUAACCUCUUUGGCCAUGGGUGUCGGUGCUUUUAUUGGCACCACUAUUGGCGGAGAACUAAUUGCCACCACGGGGAACUAUAUCUCUGCCUUCGUCUUUGCGGGACUGUGCCUCAUAGGCUCCGGAGUACUGAAACUACUGCUGCCGGCGCUGAUAAAGCUUCGCAACCGUAAAGCCCAUUAAGGAAUCUGAUGGUUGGAAUUGCAUUAUUUAUUUGUUGUCCUCCUUCUAACAUGGGAUUUAUUUUACAAAACAGCUUUCGCUCUUCUUGAUAUCGCAUUUGAUACAUACACAACUGUUAUUGACUAUUUAACUAGUUAUGUUUUGGUUAUGCCCGUGUUCAAAAUUCUGAAUAAAUGAUUUUAUAUUACA